AUGUCGACCGGUGUGAGUACUGGAGACCAGAACGGGCUCCGGUUUCGUGGUAAACGACCCAAGGUGUCUGGAGUGAAUAACUCAGGUGAAGAACCUCACAAUGAUCUUGGAGAUGACUCGUUUGUAUCGGGUCUUGCUCAAUUGGAGAAGAUCUUGGCACCAAUAAUCUUUACGAUUUUGUCGUUUGGCGUCCGGUUGUAUCGUAUUGGACUCAAUGCUUCGGUGGUGUGGGACGAGGCUCACUUUGGAAAGUUUGGCUCGUAUUAUUUGCGUCAUGAGUUCUACCAUGAUGUCCAUCCUCCAUUGGGUAAAAUGUUGAUUGGUUUAUCCGGCUAUCUUGCCGGCUAUAAUGGUUCAUGGGAUUUCCCAUCGGGCACAGACUACCCUGAGUACAUCGACUACACCAAAAUGCGGAUUUUCCAGGCGAUUUUCUCAUCUUUGUGUGUUCCUUUUGCAUACUACACCAUGAAGGAAAUUGGUUACUCGGUGGCUACAACUUGGCUUUUCACGUUGAUGGUAUGCUUUGAGUUGUCUUACGUGACUCUCGGAAAGUUCAUCCUUUUGGAUUCAAUGCUUUUGUUUUUCACGGUUGCUACCGUGUUUUGCUUCGUUAGAUUUGACUCGUUCAACCAAAAGACACCUUUCACUCGUAAAUGGUGGAAAUGGUUGUUGUUGACGGGUAUCUCCAUUGGAUGCACCUGUUCCGUGAAGAUGGUAGGAUUGUUUGUCACUUCUUUGGUGGGAAUUUACACUGUUGUGGACUUGUGGAACAAGUUUGGAGACAAGUCCAUUUCUUGGGGAAAAUACUCUCAACACUGGAUGGCUAGAAUUUUGGCCCUUAUUAUUGUCCCAUUUCUGAUUUUCCUCCUUUCCUUCAAGGUUCACUUUGACUUGUUAUACCGCACCGGUACUGGUGACGCCAACAUGUCAUCGUUGUUCCAAGCUAAUUUAGAAGGCUCAGACGUUGGAGGGGGCCCUCGUGAAGUCACCAUCGGACACUCCGUCGUUACUCUCAAGAAUCAGGGUUUGACUGGAGGAUUGUUACACUCUCACGUGCAGGGCUUCCCAGAGGGAUCUAAGCAACAGCAGGUUACCACAUACUCCCACAAGGACUCUAACAAUAACUGGAUCUUCCAGCAUGCAAGAGGACAGCCAAUUUAUGACUCUGAUACCUCGGAAGAAAUCGAAUAUGUCGUGGAUGGUAUGUUGGUGAGAUUAGUUCAUCCUCAAACCGGCCGCAAUUUGCACACCCACGAUGUGCCAGCUCCAAUUUCAAAGGGAGAGUACGAAGUGGCCGGAUACGGUAACCUCACCAUAGGUGACUACAAGGACAAUUGGGUUGUGGAGAUUAUGGAACAGUCGGGUAAUGAGGAUAAGCAGAGAUUGCACCCAUUGUCGUCGUCUUUCCGUCUCCGUAGUCCCGUCAUGAACUGUUAUUUGGGAGUCACUGGCAACUCACUUCCAGCUUGGGGUUUCCGUCAGGGUGAAGUUGUAUGCUACAAGAACCCAUUCAAGAAGGACACAAGCGUACUUGGUGGAACAUAG
Molecule: messenger RNA, 1545 nt
Organism: Meyerozyma guilliermondii ATCC 6260
Lineage: Eukaryota; Fungi; Ascomycota; Pichiomycetes; Serinales; Debaryomycetaceae
Gene: PMT2
Product: dolichyl-phosphate-mannose-protein mannosyltransferase
Exons: 1
Coding region: 1-1545 (514 amino acids)
Biological process (GO): protein O-linked glycosylation via mannose
Cellular component (GO): endoplasmic reticulum; membrane
Molecular function (GO): dolichyl-phosphate-mannose-protein mannosyltransferase activity
Source: RefSeq, a predicted model, not a curated record